GUUGUCAUGGAAACACUGGUUGAGCGUCUGGAGCAGGCAGUGAUUCGUCUGGAGGCGGUGGCGAUCAAACUGCAGAACUGUCCUGAGGGUUUGGUCAACGGGGACAUCAGCAGCAUGAUCAACGGAGGUGAAUCCGAAAGCAUGGAGGCGUUCGACCAUUUGCUGAGUGGUUCAGUGUCUGAAUAUUUGAGGACCAGCACAGCUAUUGGUGGAGAUGUGGCAAAGCAUGCAGAGAUGGUGAACAUUGCCCUGCAGGUCCAGCGUGCUUUCCUCAAAAUGGUCAUGACACACCAGGAGCCAGCAAAGGCAGAGAUGGUGAACAUUGCCCUGCAGGUCCAGCGUGCUUUCCUCAAAAUGGCCAUGACACACCAGGAGCCAGCAAAGACAGAGAUGGCUGACCUCCUCAGACCCCUCUCCGACCAGAUCCAGGAGGUCCAGUAUUUCCGGGAGAAGAACCGUGGCAGCAGCCUGUUCAACCACCUGUCUGCCGUGAGCGAAAGCAUCCCCGCUCUGGGCUGGGUGGCCGUGUGUCAGAAACCAGGGCCGUAUGUGAAGGAGAUGAACGAUGCUGCAAUGUUCUACACAAACAGAGUCCUGAAAGAUUACAAAGACACAGACCCCCGUCAUGUUGAGUGGGUGCGUUCCUAUCUGAACAUCUGGACUGAACUUCAGACCUACAUUAAGGAGCACCACACCACUGGACUCGCCUGGAGCAAAACUGGUCCUGUAGCCCCUCCCUCGCUGUUCGGUGCUCCUUCUGAUGGUACUUGCCCUCGUCCUCCCCCUCCUCCUCCUCCUCCACCACCAGGUCCUCCUCCAGUGUUCAUGGAUAACAGCCCUAAAUCCGACGACACAGCAGCCCAGCACUCAGCUCUGUUUGCACAGCUCAACCAGGGAGAGGCCAUCACUAAAGGUUUAAAGCAUGUGUCUGACAAGCAGAAGACCCAUAAGAACCCUAACUUGCGCUCUCAGGGAGGGAGGACACACCAGGGAUCUCCAGCCAAAUGUCAGAACCCCAGCUCGUCUGCCUGUGCACCUGCCAAGAAACAUUCCCCCGUGCUGGAGCUGGAAGGAAAGAAGUGGAGGGUGGAGCAUCAGGAGCAGUCUCAUGACCUGGUGAUAGAGGAGACCGAGCUCAGACAGGUGGUUUAUGUCUUUAGCUGUAGCAACUCCACACUCCAGAUCAAAGGCAAAGUCAACUCCAUCAUAGUGGAUAAUUGUAAGAAGCUCGGACUCGUGUUUGACAAUGUGGUUGGCAUCGUUGAGAUCAUCAACUCCAGAGACAUUCAACUUCAGGUAAUGGGAAAAGUUCCUAUUAUUUCCAUUAACAAGACUGAGGGGUGCCAUGUCUACUUGAGCAAGGAUUCACUUGACUGUGAGAUUGUCAGUGCCAAGAGCUCUGAGAUGAACGUCCUUGUUCCUGAGGGAGAAGAUGAUUAUAGGGAGUUUCCAAUCCCAGAGCAGUUUAAAACGGUUUGGGACGGCUCCAGCCUGGUGACAGAGCCCACAAAGAUCGCUGGUUGAUUCCUUUUCCAGCUCGUCAUCUCUUUCCUCCUACCCAGAAUUCUUCAUGCACUUUCAUUGUACCACACUGUUAGCGGAGACGGAAUAAUGAAUACAUUGUGGUUGUGAGAGUUGUAGUUUAAGGCUCGUAAAAUUCUAAUUAAGUGCAAAAUAUGGACAAACAAGUGUUAUUUCACCACACAAGUUAUGAAACCUUUGAACAAAUCUCUGUUGGAUAUUUUCCCCCUUAAUUUUAGCAGCAAUAAAAUACAUAAUUAUACAUUUAAAAAAAUACACAGGAUGACACCAUUAUGUGUGAAUAUG
Molecule: messenger RNA, 1827 nt
Organism: Sinocyclocheilus rhinocerous
Lineage: Eukaryota; Metazoa; Chordata; Actinopteri; Cypriniformes; Cyprinidae
Product: adenylyl cyclase-associated protein 2-like
Exons: 13
Coding region: 7-1524 (505 amino acids)
Biological process (GO): actin filament organization; cell morphogenesis; cytoskeleton organization
Cellular component (GO): cytoplasm
Molecular function (GO): adenylate cyclase binding; actin binding
Source: RefSeq, a predicted model, not a curated record